AGUAGCCGGCAGAGUGAGGAGAAGAUGUCUGCUUUCGUGCUCGCCGUCGCUGGCGCGGCCCUGCUUCUCGGCUUCCUCUACGUCUUCCAGAGCCGCCGGAGCAGCAGCAAGCUCCCCCCGUCGCCCCCGUCGCUGCCGCUGGUCGGUCACCUCCAUCUUAUCGGCCGGCUCCCGCACCGGUCCCUGCACGAGCUGCACCUCCACUACGGCGGCGGUGGGCUCCUCCUCCUGCAGCUCGGGCGCCGGCGAACCCUGGUCGUGUCCACGGCCGCGGCGGCGGCGGACCUGUUCCGGAACCACGACCUCGCCUUCUCCUCCCGCCCGCACAACGCGGCGGCGCACAAGCAGACGUAUGGCUCCCGCAACAUCUCCUUCUCGCCGUACGGGGAGCACUGGCGCCGGGCCAAGAAGAUCGCGGUGGUCCACCUCCUCUCCCAGCGCCGCGUCGAGGCCUUCGCGCCCGUGCGGCAAGCCGAGGCAGCGGAGCUCGUGGCGCGCACCAGGCGCGCCGCCGAGGCGCGGGAGGCCGUGGUGCUGAAGGAGCUCCUGUACAGCUACACGAACGCGGUGGUCACCCGUGCGGUGGCCGGCGCCGCCGGGAUGACGGCCGCGAGGCUGAGGCAGCUGCUGGCGCACACCGCGACGCUGGUGGCGGGGUUCCAGGCGGACGACGUGCUGCCGGACGCGCCGGCAAGGUUGUUCAGGCGGGUCACGGGGCUCGAGAAGAAGAUCGACGACAUGAACGGGGAGUGGGACAGGUUCCUGUCGGAGAUAAUGGCCGAGCACAAGGAGAAGGCGAGGCCGGGGCAGGGUGGCGGCGACUUCUUGGACGUCUUGCUGCAGCUGAGGCAGGAGGAAGGCGCCCAAGGGUUCGAGCUUUCCGACGAUGGCAUCAAAGCCAUCGCCAAGGAUAUGAUAGCCGCGGCGACGGACACAACAGCCGUGGCGCUGGAAUGGGCCAUGGUGGAGCUCAUCCGCAACCCGCGGGUGAUGGCCAAGGUGCAGGACGAGAUCGCGCGUGUCGCCGGCGACGCCGAGCAGCCGGCCAUCGCCGAGGCGGAGCUCAGCAAGAUGGGCUACCUGAGAGCGGUGGUGAAGGAGGUGUUCCGGCUCCACCCGCCGCUGCCGCUCCUCCUCCCGCGCGAGUCCAUGUCCCCCGCGGCCGUGCAGGGCGGCCGCUACGAGAUCCCGGCCAAGACCGCGCUCCUGAUCAACGCGUGGGCGAUCGGGCGGGACCCCGCGGCGUGGGACGCGCCGGAGGAGUUCCGGCCGGAGCGGUUCCUGUGUGCCGCCGCCGCCGGCCAGGCCCAGGCGGUGGACCUGAGGGGCACCGACUACCAGCUCCUCCCGUUUGGCGCGGGGCGGAGGAUGUGCCCCGGCAUCAACUCCGCGCUGCCCGUCCUGGAGCUCGCGCUCGCCAGCCUCCUGCGCCACUUCGACUGGGAGCUCCCCGGCGGCGGCGCGCGCCCGGCGGAACUGGACAUGGUUGAGGCGCCGGGGCUCUCGACGCCGCCGCGGGCUCCCCUUGUCCUCGUCCCCAAGUGGAAGGCGCUGGCUUAGGCAUCGUAUGCAUCACUGCAGCUUGGAUGUGGCUCCACGGUUUGUGUACGAAUUUCGUCACUGUAAACUGCUUAACUUUAAAGCUUGGACAUAGGGUCCUGUUGUGUGCUUGAUCAGAGCAAUGCCUAUUGUUCAGAAUUUUCUGUUAUAAAUUAUAUGAAGUUUAAGUUUAAGUUUA
This is a messenger RNA of Panicum virgatum (switchgrass), 1738 nucleotides long. RefSeq names its product cytochrome P450 71A1-like. Gene Ontology annotation, molecular function: monooxygenase activity; iron ion binding; heme binding. The coding region runs from base 25 to 1560 and encodes 511 amino acids. The transcript is spliced from 2 exons. NCBI's taxonomy places the organism in Eukaryota, Viridiplantae, Streptophyta, Magnoliopsida, Poales, Poaceae. The record is from RefSeq and is a predicted model, not a curated record.